This is a messenger RNA of Mercenaria mercenaria, 1468 nucleotides long. Its product is annotated as protein qua-1-like. The transcript has 3 exons. The record is from RefSeq and is a predicted model, not a curated record. NCBI's taxonomy places the organism in Eukaryota, Metazoa, Mollusca, Bivalvia, Venerida, Veneridae. Bases 75 to 1307 code for a protein of 410 amino acids.
CAAUGUUUUAAACGUCAAAGUCAUAGUAACUCGAAAAGUGUGAAAGCAGACAGGAGGAAUUUAAUUAACUAAAAAUGGAAACAAGAGAUCAAUGUUUUAAGCCAAACUUAUUAUACAACAUCCAUUACAGACCACCUAAGAAGUCAGAACUGCUUCAAGGGGCAGAUCAACCCAAACAGUCAUGUCCACCCAAGAUGGUUGUAGAUACGAUCCGUUUCAACCUAAGUGUAUGUACAUGUGGGGAACAUGGAUGCCAGCCCCACUAUAGGAUGGAGAGGAAAGUUCGGUGGAUAAGUGAAGAGGUUAACACUGCUUCAAAGGAAUCGAAGAGUGAAGCAAUGAUAAAAGAAACCGGAAUGAGAUGCAAAAGCGGAAAUGGUUCUGUUAAAGAAAACAGUAGCGGAGGCGAUGACACAUGCGGCGACAGAUCUGAUUGUAACGAAGGCCAUAGAAGAUGCGAUGGUAGCGUUGAUGGUGACAAAUGUAAUGUACGAUUCGGUGGUGGAGAUGAUUAUGACCAAUGCGAUGGUAGAUGCGACGGCAGGGUUGAUGGUGAUAAAGGCGAUGGUAACUGUGAUGGCAGCGUUGAUGCCCACGAAGGCGAUGGUAGAUGCGAUGACAGGGUUAAUGGUGACGAAGGUGAUGGUAGUUUUGGUGGCAGAGUUGAUGAUGACGAAGGCGAUAGUAGAUGCGAUGACAGCGGUAAUGGUGACGAAGGCGAUGGUAGAGGUAAUGGCAGAGUUGAGGUAAACAAAGGCGAUGGUGAAGUUGAUGGUGACAAGGGUGAUGGAAUAUAUUUUGGAAACGUUGAUGGUGACGAAGGUGAUGGUAAAUGCGAUGUUAGAGAUGAUGAUGGCAAAGGCGUUGGUGAAUGUAUUGGUGCGGUUGUUGUUGGCGGAGGCUAUGGCAGAAGCAAUCAUUGGGUUGUUGUUGACGAUGUUAGAUCCGAUGGAAGUGUUGAUGGUCGCGAAGACGAAUGCAGCUACGAUGACAGACUGGAUGCUAGUGAAGUCGACGGCAGAUCCGUUGGCAUGGUUCAUUCUGGAAGCUUUGACGAUGGUAGUGGUGCAAUGUCCGACACCCAUAUAUUUGAUACAGUUUGGGAGGAAAUUGCUCCAGCGUUCGGAAUAAUGUCCAUCUAUUGCAAUAGUGAACUACACAGUUGCUACGUAGGAGAACUUGAUACCAAUCCAAGUUUGGCGAGGAAUGAUAUAGUGCAUGUAAAAGAAUUUGUGGGAAAAAGAAAACAACUUGAAAAUACUUUCAUAAUAAAAACAAAAACCAUAUUUCGACUUUUUUUCUUGUAAUGAUACAACGUUGACAUCAUAAAUCUCGUUAUAGAAUUUUAAUGGAAUGUUUGCAGUUUUGUAAAUGAUAUGAAACGUAGAAGAUGUUUGUUCAAACCUGCAUCAACUAACAGUCAUUCUUUUUUUCUAAAUCGAAAACAGCCGAGCGGAAUCCCAACGUU